AUAAUAUAUUUUAUGAACAAAACUGAAUCACAACUUUCAAGCAAGUUUGAAACUGUUUGUACGUUAAAAAUAUUAAGUAAUCACAUGGGUGAAUUUGUGAUGCUUUUGAGGUGAUCAUGCCUUUUUAAAAAAUCCAGUUUGCUCAACUUUUUUGUCAAGAGAGAUAAAAGAUACACAUUUGUAGCCAAACUCAAGUGCAGCUACAUAUCUAAAAACAUGACAUAUAUUAUGAAACUAUUUUCAAACUUAUAUUACUGAGUCCUAGAUUGAAUCAUUGAAUAAAACUUGUUUGGAAACAAUGGAGAACACAGUAGUGAUGCUGCAAUCCUUGGUAGAUGCCGAAGACAUGAGGCCUUUUCCUGACUCAUAUCCGAUGCAUCCCUCCCAUAAAAACACUGAAGACAUCUUUCCCUUUCUAGUCCGAGUGAAGACAAGAGAUCUGAGGAGUUCUUGCAUCAAUCCUGCUAUCUCUAGUGAGGAAGUGGAGGAAGCUGAGGAUGAGAAUUGUGUUGAGGAAGAUGAGCUGGAAUGCAUUGCAAUGGAAGAAAAAACUCACAAUUGCCCUCAGGAUGACAAAUCUAACAAGAGACAAAUACAGUUGGGAUCAGAGAAUGAACAAUUGGAGCAAGAAAAUUCUCCAUUGGAGAUCCCUCCAUCUACUUCAUGUUUAACUAAUAAAUUAUCUGUGUUUGAUGAUAACUUGAUAGAAGUUGCAAGUGGUGCAAGGCAAAUUGUGCAGCACAUGCAAUGUGGGUCUGUAGAAACAUCUCACAACCACAGCAACUUGUAUGAUGAAGAUGACACAAGUAUCAUUGGCGUGUCAGCUGAAGCUCUCCCAGUAAUGGCACAUCCAAAAGUAAGCAAAGGACAGCUUCUGAAGAACACCAAGAAGGUCAGAAAUUGCAGGUCUCCAAGAGUAUAUGAUUCUGGAAAAGAUGCACGUCCAAGGAAAGUUGGUGCCAGAACUGAAUUUAAGUGUAGGUUUUGUGUCUAUACAUGCCUGAGGAAAGAUGCUUUAACUGCUCAUCUCUUUUCUAUCCACCAAUACGGUGGUGGAUUGAAAUGCAAAUUUUGUGAUUAUGUUACUACCAAUAGCAAUCAUCUGAAAAGCCAUCGUUUUUCUAAACAUGAUAUUGGGAAGACACUCCAGUGUGAUCUUUGUUCAUAUGCUUGCCCAUUGAUGAGCCUUUUGAAAGCUCAUAUGUUUGCUAAGCAUGCUGUGGGAAAAGGGUUCAAUUGCAAAUUGUGUACCUAUACAUCAUAUAGACAGAGCGAUUUGAUUGCCCACCAGUUUCAUAGACAUGGUAUUGACAAUAAUGCAUUUCAGUGUGAAUCCUGUGACUUUACUUGUCCUCGAAAGAGCAUUUUAAAUGCUCAUAUGCUUUCUAAACAUAAUGUGGGAAAAUUCUUUAUUUGUGAUCUGUGUGAUAUUAAAUAUAAGACUAAAAUCAAUUAUGAGGCUCAUCAGUUUACUAAGCAUGGUGUAGGUAGUGGUUUUCAGUGCUCUAUAUGUAAUUAUUCAUGUGGAAGAAAAGAAAAGUUGGAACUUCACCAGUUUUCUGAACAUAACAUUGGCAAUGGUUUUCAUUGUGAACGUUGCACUUACUCAUGUUUAAAAAGUAAUCAGUUGAGCGCUCACCAGCUUUCUAAACAUGGUCUGGGCCGUUUUAAGUGACUAAAUCAACUUUAUUUAGUCACUUGACUCACUACAGAGUACUUAAAUACUCUGUAGCUAGUCAGUGGUGGUAGUGCACUGUAGCAUUUCAGUGGUGUAGUACAUUGAAUAAUAUUUAGUUGACUUAUACUGUUAAGCAUUUCAUUGAACCUGUUACUGUAAUUGAUUUUAGUUUCAUUUGUAAAAACUCAACAUUCAUUGUGCAACCAGUAAAUAGAAUUGGA
Hyalella azteca is the source of this 1899-nucleotide messenger RNA. RefSeq names its product zinc finger protein 142. Gene Ontology annotation, cellular component: chromosome; nucleus. Bases 299 to 1675 code for a protein of 458 amino acids. Lineage: Eukaryota; Metazoa; Arthropoda; Malacostraca; Amphipoda; Hyalellidae. Gene Ontology annotation, biological process: regulation of transcription by RNA polymerase II. The transcript is spliced from 4 exons. Gene Ontology annotation, molecular function: DNA-binding transcription factor activity, RNA polymerase II-specific; chromatin insulator sequence binding; RNA polymerase II transcription regulatory region sequence-specific DNA binding. The record is from RefSeq and is a predicted model, not a curated record.